Molecule: messenger RNA, 3129 nt
Organism: Lytechinus pictus (painted urchin)
Lineage: Eukaryota; Metazoa; Echinodermata; Echinoidea; Temnopleuroida; Toxopneustidae
Product: serine/threonine-protein phosphatase 6 regulatory ankyrin repeat subunit A-like
Exons: 3
Coding region: 1-3129 (1042 amino acids)
Molecular function (GO): protein binding
Source: RefSeq, a predicted model, not a curated record
AUGAUCGGAGAAACUCUGGAUCGAGUUCAUAAACAUACUUACCUUGGAGUAACGAUUUCUGCUGAUCUUACUUGGAAAUCACACUAUCAGCGAAUAGUCAGCAAAGCAAAUAAGAUUCUUGGUACCCUUCGAGGAAAUAUCCAUCAGUGCAGCUCUGAUACCAAAGGGAAAGCUUACAAAGCUCUUGUUCGUCCACACCUGGAGUAUGCGUCUGCUGUUACUCUGAUAAGACAAGGAGCUGGGGUCAAUAAGGAGGAUAAUAAUGGUCGGACUGCAUCACAAAUUGCUGCUUCCGACUGUCAUAUUGACGUCAUCAAAUAUCUGAUCAGUGAAGGAGCUGAGGUCAAUAUGGAGGAUAAUAAUGGUUGGACUGCAUUACACAAUGCUGCUCAAAAUGGUGAUAUUGAAGUCAUCAAAUAUCUGAUAAGUCAAGGAGCUGAGGUCAAUAAAAAGGAUAAUGAUGGCUGGACUGCAUUACACCGUGCUGCUAGGUUUGGUCGAAUUGACGUCUUGAAAUAUUUGAUCAGUGAAGGAGCGGAGGUCAACAAGGAGGAUAAAGUUGGUCGGACUGCAUUACACAGGGCUGCUUUCAAUUCUCAAAUUGACGCCAUCAAAUAUCUGAUCAGUGAAGGAGCGGAGGUCAACAAGGAGGAUAACGUUGGUCGGACUGCAUUACAAAUUGCUGCUUCUGACUGUCAUAUUGACGUCAUCAAAAAUCUGAUCAGUAAAGGAGCUGAGGUCAAUAAGGAGGAUAAAGAUGGUCGGACUGCAUUACACAAUGCUGCUCAAAAUGGUGAUAUUGAAGUCAUCAAAUAUCUGAUAAGUCAAGGAGCUGAGGUCAAUAAAAAGGAUAAUGAUGGUUGGACUGCAUUACACCGUGCUGCUAGGUUUGGUCGAAUUGACGUCUUGAAAUAUUUGAUCAGUGAAGGAGCGGAGGUCAACAAGGAGGAUAAAGUUGGUCGGACUGCAUUACACAGGGCUGCUUUCAAUUCUCAAAUUGACGCCAUCAAAUAUCUGAUCAGUGAAGGAGCGGAGGUCAACAAGGAGGAUAACGUUGGUCGGACUGCAUUACAAAUUGCUGCUUCCGACUGUCAUAUUGACGUCAUCAAAAAUCUGAUCAGUAAAGGAGCUGAGGUCAAUAAGGAGGAUAAUAAUGGUUGGACUGCAUUACACAAUGCUGCUCAAAAUGGUGAUAUUGAAGUCAUCAAAUAUCUGAUAAGUCAAGGAGCUGAGGUCAAUAAAAAGGAUAAUGAUGGUUGGACUGCAUUACACCGUGCUGCUAGGUUUGGUCGAAUUGACGUCUUGAAAUAUUUGAUCAGUGAAGGAGCGGAGGUCAACAAGGAGGAUAAAGUUGGUCGGACUGCAUUACACAGGGCUGCUUUCAAUUCUCAAAUUGACGCCAUCAAAUAUCUGAUCAGUGAAGGAGCGGAGGUCAAUAAGGAGGAUAAAGAUGGUCGGACUGCAUUACACAAUGCUGCUCAAAAUGGUCAUAUUGAAGUCAUCAAAUAUCUGAUAAGUCAAGGAGCUGAGGCCGAUAAGGUGGAUAAUGAUGGUUGGACUGCAUUACACCGUGCUGCUAGGUUUGGUCGAAUUGACGUCUUGAAAUAUUUGAUAAGCCAGGGAGCUGAGGUCAACAAGACCGAUAAAAGUGGGUGGACUGCAUUACACAGGGCGGCUUUCAAUUCUCAAAUUGACGUCAUCAACAAUCUGAUCAGUGGUGGAGCGGAUGUCAAUAAGGAGGCUAAAGAUGGUCGGACUGCAUUGGACAUUGCUGCUUCCGACUGUCAUAUUGACGUCAUCAAAUAUCUGGUCAGUAAAGGAGCAGAUAUCAAUAAGGAGGCUAAAGUCGGUAGGACUGCAUUAGAAAUUGCAGCUUCCAAUUGUAAUAUUGACGUCAUAAAAUAUCUGAUCAGUCAAGGAGCAGAGGUCAAUAAGGAGGAUAAUAUUGGUCGGAUUGCAUUACACAGUGCUGCUAGGUUUGGCCAUAUUGAAAUUACCAAAUAUUUGAUCGGUGAAGGAGCUAAGGUAUAUAAGAAAGAUAAAAGUGGUUGGACUGCAUUACACAGUGCUGCUUCCAAUGGUCAUAUUGACGUCAUCAAAUUUCUGAUCCGUGAAGGAGCUGAGGCCGUUGAGGAUAAUAAUGGUCGGACUGCAAUACACAGUGCUGCUUCCAAUGGUCAUAUUUGCGUCAUCGAAUAUCUGAUCAGUGAAGGGGUUGAGGUCAAUAAGGAGGAUAGUAAUGGCUGGGCUGCAUUACAUAUUGCUGCUGAUGAUGGUGAUAUUGAAGUCAUCAAAUGUUUGAUCAGUAAUGGAGCUGAGGUCAAUAAGGGGAAUAAUGAUGGUCAGACUGCAUUACACAUUGCUGCUGAGAUGGGUCAUAUUGACGCCAUCAAAUAUCUGAUCAAUGAAGGAGUUGAGGUCAAUAAGGAGGAUAAUAAUGGUCGGAAUGCAAUACACAUUGCUGCUUCCAAUGGUCAUAUUGACGCCAUCAAAUAUCUGAUCAGUGAAGGAGUUGAGGUCAAUAAGGAGGAUAAUAAUGGUCGGAAUGCAAUACACAUUGCUGCUUCCAAUGGUCAUAUUGACGCCAUCAAAUAUCUGAUCAGUGAAGGAGUUGAGGUCAAUAAGGAGGAUAAUAAUGGUCGGAAUGCAAUACACAUUGCUGCUUCCAAUGGUCAUAUUGACGCCAUCAAAUAUCUGAUCAGUGAAGGAGUUGAGGUCAAUAAGGAGGAUAAUAAUGGUCGGACUGCAUUACACAGUGCUGCUUCCAAUGGUCAUAUUGACGCCAUCAAAUAUCUGAUCAGUGAAGGAGUUGAGGUCAAUAAGGAGGAUAAUAAUGGUCGGACUGCAUUACACAGUGCUGCUCCCAAUGGUCAUAUUGACGUCAUCAAAUAUCUGAUCAGUGAAGAGGCUAUGGUCGAUAAGGGCGACAAGGAAGGGACAACUGCCUUACAUAUUGCCGUUCAGAAUGGUUGCAUUGACGUUGUUAAAGUCCUACUUACAGGGGGAGCAGGUUGUGAUGUAGAAGACAUUCACGGUCAGACACCCUUACAUCAAUCGCUUUUACAUGGGCACAGAUAUAUUGCUGGUCUUAUUUUCGACAGCGGUAAUGCUAAGGUAGGUAAUUCAUAA